GUGCGCAUGCGCUGCGUCUGUGAGAGCAGCAGCUCCGGUGCGACAUGACUCGAUUCACUUACAGCAAACUGUCUCAUUUUCUGAAGACCCUGAGCUGUAGACCCCCGGCUGUCAGAGCAGGAGCAGAGACAAAAGCUGCGACGUCUUGCUGCGUGCAGCUGAAACGGGAUCAGUCGUCCGACAGCAGAGCGCUUCAGGACAGGCAGAGGCAGCAGAUGGCCAGAGGUCUUCCCAAGCAGAAGCCAGUCGCUGGAGUCAAGCAGGUCAUCGUUGUUGCCUCAGGAAAAGGCGGCGUGGGGAAGUCCACCACUGCAGUGAAUUUGGCUCUUGCAAUAAUGGCUAAUGAUUCGUCCAGGACGGUCGGUCUGUUGGACGCAGACGUGUACGGUCCGUCCAUCCCCAAACUCAUGAACCUGACAGGAAACCCGCAGCUCACUGACAACAAUCUAAUGAUCCCCCUGACCAACUAUGGGGUCCCGUGCAUGUCGAUGGGCUUCCUGGUGGAGGACACGGCGCCGAUUGUGUGGAGGGGGCUGAUGGUGAUGUCAGCUAUAGAGCGGCUGCUCAGACAGGUGCACUGGGGUUCUCUGGACUACCUGGUGGUGGACAUGCCCCCUGGGACAGGUGACGUCCAGCUGUCCAUCACCCAGAACAUUCCAAUCGCAGGUGCCGUCAUCGUGUCCACGCCACAAGACAUCGCUCUGCUGGACGCCCGCAGAGGAGCCGAGAUGUUCAAGAAAGUGAACGUGCCGGUUCUUGGUCUGGUGGAGAACAUGAGCGUCUUCCAGUGCCCCAACUGUAACCACCAGACCCACAUCUUUGGCUCGGAGGGGGCCCGGCGCGUCGCUGAAACUCUGGGAGUCGCCUUCCUGGGUGACAUUCCUCUCCAUCUGAGCAUCAGAGAGACGUCGGACGUGGGCCAGCCGGUGGUGGUCUCUGCUCCCGACAGCUCCGAGGCCAAGGCGUACCGGAAGGUGGCGUCUGCCGUUCUACAGCGAUUACAGGAAGUCAGCUGAUGGACCGAGAAACGAUCGCACCAGAGAGACCGCUCUGCUGUCAUGGCGCUCCAGACUCUUGACGUCUCCAUCUGACCACGCGGGCUCACUGAAUCAUAUUUAAUGAAGCUUUAUGUAUGUAAUUAAUCAGUAAAUAAGCACAAACAUUUGUAUUCAUUUCAUGUCCUCUAGAAACAAGUUUAAGUCUUGUCGUGACAGGAGCUCUGUUUUCCUGGUGAGCUGCUGGUGCUGUAAAGUUUAGUGUUUUUUUGUUUUUUUUCCAGGAUGUCCUGUGUUAACUGGUUAAGUCCAUGGCUUUUAUUUAUUAAAUAGUUCUGUUUUCUACAA
Molecule: messenger RNA, 1343 nt
Organism: Oryzias latipes (Japanese medaka)
Lineage: Eukaryota; Metazoa; Chordata; Actinopteri; Beloniformes; Adrianichthyidae
Gene: nubpl
Product: nucleotide binding protein-like
Biological process (GO): iron-sulfur cluster assembly; mitochondrial respiratory chain complex I assembly
Cellular component (GO): mitochondrion
Molecular function (GO): ATP-dependent FeS chaperone activity; ATP binding; 4 iron, 4 sulfur cluster binding
Source: RefSeq, a predicted model, not a curated record